Messenger RNA from Saccostrea echinata, 690 nucleotides. RefSeq lists its product as uncharacterized. Lineage: Eukaryota; Metazoa; Mollusca; Bivalvia; Ostreida; Ostreidae. The record is from RefSeq and is a predicted model, not a curated record. The transcript has a single exon. Bases 1 to 690 code for a protein of 229 amino acids.
AUGAAGUCGGACAUCGACCUUGAACUUGCUGUCCAUAAGGCCGACAUAGAUAAACUGGCACGAACAAUAGAUUCUAUUGUUAAGCGUCUCGAAAGGCUUGAAAACAGAGAGCAAGUUCAGGAUAUAGACCGAUCACGAUCUACUUAUGUCAGCGAGGACGUGUUGUCUCAGAUCCAGAGCUUAGAAAAAACACAGAAAGACAUUGAAAAAACAAUGACUGAUUUACAGUGUCGUAGUAUGCGCGACAACCUCCUGUUUUUUGGCCCGGCAGAAUACAGAGGUAACAGAAAAGAGGAUUACGUGGCUCUCAUAGAUGUCUUUUGUGAUGACCUACUUCGGCUCCGUAAUAUAAAGCGGGACAUCGAAAGAGCUCAUAGGAUAGGAAGAAGGAGGGAUGGAGAAUGCAGACCAGUGUUAGUGAAAUUUUCAUCUUAUAGGGUGAGAGAGAAAGUCCGCGCGAACGCCAGCAGGCUAGAGGACACGAGAUAUGCAAUUUCGGAGCAAUUUCCAAGAUCAAUACAGGAGCAAAGAAAACAACUUUACCCAAUUCUAAAAGAAGCAAGAAGAAGUGGUAUAAGGGCAACAAUGGUUGUUAACAGACUUUAUAUUGAAGUUGAGGAGUACAGAGGACCGGAAACAAAGGAAACUAUGGUUGCAAGUACUAGGGAUGAUGAGGUUACAGAAGGAUAG